Molecule: messenger RNA, 6791 nt
Organism: Hermetia illucens (black soldier fly)
Lineage: Eukaryota; Metazoa; Arthropoda; Insecta; Diptera; Stratiomyidae
Exons: 17
Coding region: 254-5860 (1868 amino acids)
Molecular function (GO): protein binding
Source: RefSeq, a predicted model, not a curated record
UCAGUUAGAAGAAAAUCGCGAAUAAAAAUCUGUACUAAAACGAGUUAAUUCGCUGCGAUUCUAGAAAAUUUCGUGUUACUCCCUAAAUUCGCGGGAAUUCCAUGCUAAGGGAUACGACAGAGGAAUUAAGGAUUUCGUAGAAAAAUGGAGGAGAAAACGACAAAACUUAAUAUUUAAUGAAUUGUAAAGUGAAUAUGAUUUCUUAAAAAGUGGGUUAAAUUCUGUUUAAUAUAUAAAUCUACCACCCGUUAAAAUGCCUAAAAUAAAAUCACGCAAGAUUUUUUCCACUAAAACUUCUGCUCAACCAGAAGUAGUUGAACCACCUCCAGGUCCGAAACCGUACGUCAUUGACCCAUCACCAGUUCGAAUUUCGACUAUUUCGUCAUUAGUCCACGAUGCACCAGAUCCUGACUACUCUGAAAGACCUCAAUUCGGUCGCCUUACCUUGGCCCAUUCAGCAGUCGACCUCACUGAACAUGUAGCGACAAAAUUUGAUGAAAGCAAAGAUGAUGUAGCUGCAAAGAACCUUACGCUCUCCGAGAAAUUAACAAAACAAUACAAAGAAUUUUCCGAUUUCAAAUUCAAACAUAUUUUAGGCAAAAAGACGGUUGUCCGAACCACAAGCAUUGAUAUCAACAAUUUUUCAUUCCGCCCAGAUGAUAGUUCUCCGGAAAAGUCCGAAUAUGAUUUUGAAAUUCAUUCCCUAAGGGCUCAGAAACUUGAUUCAGGUGAACUAGAUAUGGAGGAUGAUGAGAGUAUUCAAUCUAGCGGCAAUAGGAGACAGCACUGCCAAAGACAACAAAGUGCUGAAAGCCACAGAAGUUUUCAGAGUAAUAAAAGCUCAGAAAAAUCGGCUCCACUAGCAAGCGCAAAUGAGGAGGGCCCGAUUAAUGUCCAACCUAACAAGAGUAGUCUUUUUAAACAAGUUAAAACAAUGUCCAUGAAGAAAAUCGCCGACUUCUCUGAAAGACACGAAAGGUCAGAGAAACCAGAGAAAGUCGAGAAGCCCGAAAAAGCAGAGAAGUCCCAUGAAGACAGCGCAGAACCUUCUAAAAGGCCGAGUUUAUCUAAAAUCCCAUUUAAUCGACAAUCAAUAGAAGAUGCGUGUUAUCGAGCUAAAAACACAGUCUCCAAUAAGAUACAAAAACUCAAAUCUCUACAAUCGCGAGGUAGGAAUCCAGACGCAUCUGUCCAAAAACAAGACACUUACACAAAAAAAUCAGAACCUGAUAUUAUUCUGCCAAACAUUUCGUACGGUCCCAACGAUGCUGGAUAUAUAAGGAGCCUAUCACCCCAAGGGGACUCAUCCAGACCUUCAUCCCGAAGUUGGAGGCACGAAUCUGCUAAAAGAUGUUCAGAUUUAUCUAUUGGGCAUUCACGCUUCCUUCAACAUCAAGAUUCAAUUGAGAGCUUCGAUGAGGAAGUACCUUCACCAAAACAUGUACAAGUACUUAGACAUAACAUUGGUGGAAGAACCGGGGAAGGUGCAAGUAUUUCCGAUGAAUUUUCCGAAGAGGAAGGCUAUGGAUAUUUGAGAAAGGAUACUCCCAUUCAAAAUGAACCUGUUCAAGCACCCGUUCGGCGGUUUUCGCAGAAUUCCUGGGAAUCUGUUAAAAUGAAAAAAUCAGUGAAAUUGCGGAGCGACAAUGCACAGCAAAAUAUAAAAAUAGCCAGGCCUGCGCCCCCAGCGCCUGUACCUAAAACCACUGGACACAUUAGUUUUCCACUCCAACAACCAUCUAAAAUGGAAAUGAUUCGUAAGAGAUUCUCGCAGAAACAGGACGACCCAAUUCCGACUAACAAUAAUUUCGAUAUGAAUGUUUCGAAUGAUUCACUAGAUUCAGAUGCUUGGAUUCCCGAUGCAUUCAAGGGUCCCACUUACAAUCAAAUCAGCUUCGGCGUGAUCAAAGAGACAGAAGGCGCUUGGUCGACAGCUCCGAGGAAGAGGCCGAUCCUGCAGAAAUCCCGCAGCAUUGACAUAUUCAAUGCAAAUGGUGAGGAAGCGUUCGAUGAUUUUGACGAGGCUCUGAAAGAUGUACCGCCUGUAGUGAUACCAAGUCGGGGCGGGCAUAAGCAUUCGCAAAGGGCCAAGCAACAACCCAUUAUCAAGCAAAAUGCAUUGUUGAAGGAGGAAGACAAAAUCUUAACGGGAGGCACCGAGCGGAGGAGUCAAAAUUUCAAUAAAUUACUUCAACAGUUUGGAGGCAACAAUGAAAGUCGGGAAGAUAAUAACAACGAACCGGUGAGGGAGGAAUUAGGGAUUUAUGGUCGUGUUCCAUGCGUUGCUAGAAGCACGGGAGAUGUUGUAAAGCCUAUGAAAUCGCUUGCGAUUGUCUCUCAUAAACCGAUUGACAUUCAAGAUUCAGAUAUUGAGACAAUUAUGUCUAAAAUAGAACCACCGCCGCCGCAUAUAACUAUUGAGAAAGUGAUAAUUACGACGAGAACUUUGCCAAAUGAAGUGACUACUGAAGAGGAUGAUGACGAUGAAAUUUUCCAUUCGUUGGAGCGUGUUGACAACAUAAUAUACGUGCAACUAGGAGGGCUGAGUGAAACCGUGGACAAUGGUGAUCAGAUUUUAACGCUCAACAACAACAAUUUGUCGACGGUGCAGUCAAUUGGAUCGUCUGCCGAUAUCAUUGACGAACCUUCAGAUGAGGUUUUACUUCGGCUAGUCCAACGUUUAACGUCUAUCAAACAAUCUCAAAAAGACAUCUCCAGCAAUCCCUCCGACGCUCUCGCGCCAGUAGAGGAUAUCUCAACUGCUUCAGUCAAAGAGGACGAAAACCAAAACUACAAAACUGAAUGCAUUAACAUCGCAGACUGCGAAGAUUAUCACAGCAACAACAAUCACCCUCUACAAAGGCAGACUACACUUUUAUCACAUGAACUCCUGUUGGAGGAUAAAUCACGUGACGCGGAAGAAGAUAAUUCCGAGGAUGAGUUCAGCGAUGCCAGCAACGAGUUUAUAUCAUACACUAUUGAGCCUCUCAAUGAACUGAAUGGAUAUGAAAGUUUAUCGUCGAAGGAGCCCUCUCCUUGCAGUGUAGUCACAAACAACUUUAAAGAAAGUAAGAGUUUUCCAAUAAGCGACGAGGAUAGUUUUGCAGCUACAAAUGAGCAACAAGAAACAAUCGAAGAACAAUUGUUAGCUGAAAGUAAUAUGGGAUCAAAUGUUUCCCGAAAUUCCGGAAAAGGACUAACUGGGCGACGCUCACAGUCAUCUGGCAACCUUUAUUCGGACAAACGUGAACAUCAACAGAAUGGCACGAACUCGAACGGCAUCUUACCAAAUAAAGCCAGCACCUUACUUCCAGGACAAGGUGCCAAUUACAACGUAUCUCAUGCCAACAACAUAACGAAUAGCCAGAACGUGUCGGAAACAUGUCCUGGAACAUUAAUAAUGUCACCAUUAUGUGCGGUAUCGAAGAAGGAUCGAAAUAAGUUCUGUGGAAGUCUACCAAAUCAUCUGGAUACCGACGAUAUCGAGAAGGACUCUUCUAUUUCCGAUAAUUACAAUGUAGUUGAGAAUUCAACCCCGGCGACGGAAAGAAUUGAAUACGUGACUGUGGCGCCACGUAGAAAGCAACAACAACAGCAGUUUCUCUGUAGCCAGCAGCCACAGCAUCAGUACCAGCAGCAACAACAACAGCAACAGUCCCCCUACAACAAUAGCUUAAGUGAAAAGGAAACCGCCUCGACUAGUUCUGGUAGCAGUACUUUUAAAAUCAAUCAAGACCGUCCUGAUAUCCAGUUGAAGCUACCUUUGACUCGAUCAAAUUUUGAUCCAAGUUGCGAUCAAGGAUAUGGGUCAGAACGCUCGCCAGAGGAUGAGUUCCCGCCACCAAUGCCGCACAUGACUAACUUGAAAUAUCCUUGCGCCAAUCCUUUGGACCUGGACUGCAGUACGUGCAAUAACGCGUAUGCCUAUGACUUCAUUACGAAAGACUGUACAUUUCCUGUUCAAAUCACAAAAGGACCUCGCGGUCUAGGACUUUCAAUAUCAGGCGGAAUCGAUUCGAACGGACCAUUCCCAGGCCUAAUUCGAAUUAAACGUUUAUUCCCCCACCAGGCGGCCUGGUCCACUGGACAAUUGCAACCCGGCGAUAUAAUACUUGAAGUGAAUGGGAUCAGCCUCACAGGACUUACGAAUUAUGAAGCAUUGGAAGUACUAAGGACUAUGCCUAAUGAUGUUGUCCUCUUAAUAUGCCGACCAAACGAUGAACAGUAUCAGAAGCUAUCACCGCCAACAGAACCACCGAAGCCCCCGCAGCGUACACAGCAACAAGGAACCCAAACGACGUUAGACGAUGAAAUAUAUCCUUUGCAACCCUUGACACCACUUCAAACCAAUUUCACUGGGGAAUUCGAAAUCAUCAUGGUGAAACAACAAGGGUCUCUUGGCUUCACACUGAGGAAGGAGGACGAGUCGGUGCUGGGACAUUAUGUUCGAGCGUUGGUUCGGGAGCCGGCGACGACGGAUGGUCGUAUCAAGCCGGGCGACAAAAUAGUUGCUGUGAACGAUGUACCUUUGUCAGCAAUGACCCAUGAACAAGCUGUGAUAUUUCUACGACAAGCUGCCGAUACGGUUAAGCUUCGUUUGUAUCGGGACGAGGCACAGACUCCGGUAGCAGCCAUGUCACCCACCAAUUCCGAGAAUAAGACUAUUUGCGGGACCAUGAAGAAGACUUUCCUGAGGCCCGAAGCUAUCAACCUACUAAGCGACUUAGCCUACAAGAAGCAGACGCCAUCGGCCAAUUCUGCAGAGUCUUCAAUAAAAUCAACGAACUCUUCACCGCGACGCCUAAAACGAGGAAAUAAGACAAACAACACAGAAAUAAAUUCACAGAGUGAGCAGGACACCACUGAUUCCAAAAGUUCCAGCAAUCCGCAGUACAUUGUAUCUAGUCAGACAACGUCAGUGUGUUCGGAUUCGGAGCAGUCUGUUGCAAGUCAGUGUUCGUUUAUCGUUCAACCGGCGGAGAAUGCCGACAACGAACAUUUCAAAAUGCUCGGCGAGGAGGACAGACCGGAUCGGCCUAGUUUUCUGGACCUGACUGGACAGAGUGGCAGCACACCCAUGGUACCACGGAAACCGCGAUUCCAAUUCUCCGUUGCAGCCAACGCCUACGAGCUCAACAACUUGGAUAAUGACGCUCUGGACGCACCCAUAUAUGCUGGCAACACAACCACCCUGGAUGUUACUGCAGGAUCAUCAUCAACUGAUAACCAACUGCCGGGUCAACAUGAGUUUACAAGUUUGCCGUGCGAAACGUUCCUAAUUGCCUGCAAGACUGAAAGUGACCUUAAAAACGAGGCGAACUUUAGCCAUAAGAAUCCCCUUCACCAGUCCUUCCACGUUCAACAAAAUGACGACCUCGAACAGACGGCGACGAAAAAAGAUGGAAAUAAGAGUCUUCUCAAGUGGAAGGGUGUCGUGUUUUCGCCCGAAGAAGAAGCGGAGCUGGAGAGAGUGGAGAAAGCGACGCCUGAAGCCGGCACAAGCUGUGCUACAACAGCUGGAACAAAUCCGGCACCGACAGCUGAAAAAAACAAGGAUUUAAAGGACUUUCCAUCUAACGCCAAUGGGCAUAAGGUCAUCACCGUCGAGCUGAACAGGGGCUGGAAUAGUCGUUUGGGAUUCAGCUUGCAACCUCACCCUCAGACGCAGAAGACGAUCAUCAGCGCCAUCUAUAAUGAUAGUGUUGCCGCCCGGGAUGGUCGUUUAAAAGUUGGCGACCAAUUAUUAACGGUUAACGACGAACCUAUUGAUGGGAUGUCUACGUCAGAAGUCAUCGAUUUAAUGCGAAUUAUCCGUGGGUCAAUUGUCAUAACAGUACUUAGAAAAGAUGAUCCGCACUAGCACUAAACUAGAAAGAUAUCAUAAGUUUAAAAAGACACAUUUAAUUGUUUCCUACGGAAAUAUGUUCAAUUAUUUAUUAUGUCCCGCAAAGAGUUAGGAAAGUAACAUUCAUGCCUUAAUACACGUUGAAUGCCUAUUUACGUUCUCCCAAUUCACCCAAUCUAAUGGAAUUAUGUUCUGACGAAAGCUUGUUCAGUUUAACAAUGGAAUAUUUUGAUAAUUAAAUUUUCCUUGAAAAGCCAGCCCCCAUUUUCCCAGUUUCCAGUUUGCACCCAGCACAGGGUAUAAUCGGCCAAGUCAUUUACCUUCACUAACAAUUUUGAUUGCAGGAGGAGAAAGUAUCUUCAAAUCCGCUUAUUUCUGAAAUGAAUCUAAGUUUCCUUUCCCAAGCAUCCUGUCACAUUCGUCCAUUUGAAUUGCUGUGUGAGUUUGUACAGUAAGUGACCAUUAUUGCCGACCAAUUAGUCACUUGUAUUGAAUCAUUUCAGUCCUUUGGCUGCCCUUUGACCUCCCCCUCCCCAACCGAAACGUAAAUAACCCUGUCGAGCUAUGUAUCCAUAAAUUGUGAUAGAUGUAGGGCUUUGUGAGUAAUGUUCAACUAAAUUGUUUAUCAAUGGAGAGAAAGUUCAGCAUGGAGCGUUCCAGGACGAGAGAAGUUAGUUUCGAUGGUUUUAGGAACUCAUGGCGACUUUGCAUAGAGCGUUAUUAAAAUUCAAAGUAAACAGAGAAAAGUCAUUAUUUAAAUCCGAGAUAUUUACACAGAGUCACUUGUAUAAUUUUAUUGACAGGAAUAGAUUGCGAUUGGAGAUGUUUUCCAAUCGAUAGAGAAUCAGAGAUUUAGCAUUUGUUAUGUAACUACUGAGCGAAUAUAAUAAUAGAUCAUUUGUACUGUAAAAUAUCCUUAGGAGAAUUAAAGCGUCAUCAAUUAUUA